CAUGCCCUUCUCCUCCUUUCUUCCAAAGCUAGAAACAUAAGUCCUUUUAAGCUCUUUUUCCUCAAAGCUCUGGUGUUUAACAUUCCUGAAAAAUCCAUACUUUCUCCUCUGUUUUCCAUGAAGAGAUAGAAAUGAGAGUGCUUUGAGGGUUUUGCUCGGAACUGAGAAAUGGGUCGGGGAGAUGUGUUUGGUUGGGUUCCGGUGGGAGCUCCCUUAAGCGUGCAGAGAGAACGAGAAGACCAUUGGAGAAAUUUCGACAGCUCGGUUAAUGCGGUGUCGUUUGGGUUUGUCGCCACCGCCAUUCUCAUCUCCAUGUUCUUGGUCAUGGCCAUCUGCGAGAGGUUCCUCAGACGCAACUCGUCGGCCGGUGGUCGGAGCAGCGACCUCGAGGCUCAUGUUGGGUUUAACGGCAAGUUAGGUCACCCAUCACCAAAAAUGACUAUAUAUGCAAAUGGAGUUUCUGUGUUAAUGCCAGGUGAUGACAUUCCAACCUUCAUUGCACGCCCUGCCCCCAUACCCUGUCCCUCAGAACGAAUUUCAUUACCACACCAACAGCAACCUUCAUCUCCCAAUGUGUCUCAAACUCAGCCAUCUUAAACUCAAACCAAGCUCAAGAAAAGCAGCAACGAAAAUAAUCGCCCAUGCUACACUCAACUGGAACCAUAUGCAAAACAGUUGCAUGUCUUCCACACUCCGCAGGUUGCCCUUUUUCAGCUUCUAUCCAUGAGCUCCUUAUAUUGUGUACAUAGCAUUGGUAUUUUUAUGGUCAGGUUUGUUUAGGCAUUAUCAGAAUUGCCUCCCCCCUAGUCCUUGCUUAUAUCCUCCAUCUUAUGUUCAAGAUUUUGCUCUAGACGCGACUUGAAUCCUGAAGAUGGAUUGGAUUGCCCAUUGAAGGUUAUAGUGUUGUAAAAAUGUGAGCCAUAUAAUUGUUGUUAUGGAAGGAGUUUUAAGGGCAGUUUGUUGAAUCAAACUUAAAAUAAAACUAGCUUAUUAGA
Molecule: messenger RNA, 995 nt
Organism: Rubroshorea leprosula
Lineage: Eukaryota; Viridiplantae; Streptophyta; Magnoliopsida; Malvales; Dipterocarpaceae
Source: the annotation of a GenBank genome assembly